CCCGAAGGUUUGACGAAGCAGCUCUGAUUUGUUUGGAUGCCCCGAUCGCAUGGCCUCUGUACCUUCUCCUUAUCAGACGCACAUUCCUCUCCCCUCGCUCUCUGAUGAGACGCCCCUAAAACAUGAAGCUCAUUUAUCCGAAGUUCCUGUUCACAUCGUUACUCAUGCCUCUCAACUUCCCCCUGAGUUUCUGCACCCGUCAUCUGAAAGGCAGUUGGUCAUUGGUUUCGAUUGCGAGGGAGUUGAUCUGUGUCGCCAUGGAACACUCUGUAUAAUGCAGCUUGCAUUUCCAGAUGCUAUAUAUUUGGUCGACGCCAUUCAGGGUGGAGAAAUGCUUGUGAAAGCAUGUAAGCCUGCACUUGAGUCUAGUUACAUCACAAAAGUCAUUCACGAUUGCAAACGAGAUAGUGAGGCCCUGUAUUUCCAGUUUGGCAUCAAAUUGAACAAUGUUAUGGAUACACAGAUUGCUUUUUCCUUGAUAGAGGAGCAGGAAGGGCGACUGCGUUCUCCAGAUGAUUACAUAUCGUUUGUCAGCCUCCUUGCAGAUCCACGUUAUUGUGGCAUAUCUUAUCUUGAGAAGGAAGAAGUCCGUGUUCUCUUAAGGCAGGACCCCAAGUUUUGGACAUACAGGCCAUUAUCUGAGCUGAUGGUCCGCGCUGCUGCCGAUGAUGUCCGCUUUCUUCUCUACAUCUAUCACAAGAUGACAGCCAAAUUGAAUCAACGAACAUUGUGGUAUCUUGAAGUUCGUGGUGCUCUUUAUUGUAGAUGUUUUUGCGUCAACAACAAUGACUAUGCUGACUGGCCAUCUCUUCCUCCUGUUCCAGAUAGCCUAAUGAUGGACGGCAAUGCUCCGGAGGAAGAAAUUCUAUCUGUUCUCGAUGUUCCUCCAGGAAAGAUGGGAUGUGUUAUUGGGAGAAGAGGAGCCACCAUUUUGUCAAUUAAAGAAUCUUGCAAUGCUGAAAUUCUCAUCGGAGGUUCCAAGGGUCCACCUGACAAGGUAUUUAUUAUAGGACCCGUAAGGCAGGUGAGGAAAGCAGAAGCCAUGUUAAGAGGAAGGAUGCUGGAUAUAUACUAAGAGACAGGCGUCGGUGUGCUUCUCAUCUCUUUAAUAGAACUCUUCACAGUAGAUUUUACAAAUUCUGAUAAAUGGAUUUUGCUGCUUUUGUUCAUGUUUCGUUGGGGCCAAGGGGUGGCGGUGAAGAAUAAAUAAAAGGGUUUGCUACUAUAUUCAGGCC
Morus notabilis is the source of this 1235-nucleotide messenger RNA. Its product is annotated as piRNA biogenesis protein EXD1. The coding region runs from base 50 to 1075 and encodes 341 amino acids. Gene Ontology annotation, molecular function: 3'-5' exonuclease activity; RNA binding. Gene Ontology annotation, biological process: nucleobase-containing compound metabolic process. The record is from RefSeq and is a predicted model, not a curated record. NCBI's taxonomy places the organism in Eukaryota, Viridiplantae, Streptophyta, Magnoliopsida, Rosales, Moraceae. The transcript is spliced from 10 exons.